CGUCGUGUUGGCACUGUGGAUUGAAACUUAAAAAUAUGCUCAAACUUUUGACAUAUUUACACCCAUUACGCUGCCAACAUGAGGCCUCAAACAAAUGAAUAGAUUCACAUGUUCCAUAAACACUAGUUAAACCAAAAACAUGUCUUGGUUGAGCGGUGGCUUGUCGAAUAUCACCGGCCAAAUUUCAAAUUUUACAAAAGAGGUCCUCACUGAAGGAACUGAAGAAGUCAGUGAUCAUGCCACAGAGCUGAGGGUGGCAACCUCAAAGGUCAAGGAACUGGAGGGAUAUGCACUCAGUCAAAAAAUAGAGAUUGACCGUCUCAAAAAGCUGGUCAUUGAGCAUGAGGAGAGGGCAGAAUCAGCAGAGCUUCAGCUGAACCAUGUGUCUUCAGAGUACCGGACACAGCUACAGGCAAAAGAUCUCGAAAUAAACAGCUUGAAGCAGAAGUAUGAUGAAUUUGCUGAGAACCAGAAGAAGCUUCUACCAUCCUCAUCGUAUGCCCCAACGACUGUUUCUGAGUCCACUCAUCUUUAUCAGCAGCAGCAAUUCGAAGUCGGCAGCGAUGGCAUGGACUUCAGUGAUGUCAUUGCCUCCCAGCAUGAGAUUAAUCGCCUCUCACAGGAGGUGCAGCGUCUGCAGGCUGAGUGUAACCAUUGGAAACAAGCUCAUGGCCAGCAGUCGUCCAACACAGAGAAGCUGCACAGCAUCAGCCUGGAGGACAGAAGUGACGUGAAUGAGGUCCAACACCUUCAACAGCAAAUUAAGCAAUUGCAACAGAAUCUUAUCGAUGAGGAAGAGAACCACCAGAGGGAGUUGGCAGCGCUGCAGGAUGUCCAGUCGCAGAAGAUGGCCACAAUGAAGAAGAAGCAAAGGAAUGAAGUUCAUGCUCUGGAGGACCGGAUUCAGGAGUUGCAGUUACAUCUAGAGCGGGAAGGCCAAGGUGACAGCUCUGAAUCUGAUCUAGCCAAAGUAGUGCAGCUCCAAGGCCAACUACGCAGUUCCCAGCAGCUUGUCGACGCGCUGAACGAGAAGGUGAAAUCUCUAGAGAAGGAGGUGGAGAAUUGUCAGGCAGACGUCGCCGAGAAGGCACGUAAUAUUCAAAGAAUGGGGCGUCAGAUGGAAAAGCUUCAGCAAGAAAAGAAAAAGCUCAACAUUGAACGGGACGACCUCCUGGACAAAAACACCAAAGUGGAGAAGGACUUUGAAAAUAUGGUUCAGCAGGAAAAGCAGGUCAGGCAACAACUUGGGUUCUUGCAGGCCCAGGUAGUCGACCAGAAGCAACAUGCCCAGGCAGCAGAGGAAUUGCAGGUCUUGAGACAAGAGAUGGUAGCAAUGAAGAAGGAGAGAGAUGAAAUGGUUGAGGAAAAUCAACGGGAGAUGGCGGGCCUACGAUCUGCUCUUGAAGAAUCGCAGAAAAGACUUGAAGAAGUACAGAAGGAAAGGGACCAGGUCUGGCACGAUUUGAUUGAAGCUAGAGUGCGGUUUCUGGCUGAAUUGGAUGCAAACCAUGCUCAGACAUGCGAGACGUUACAGGAUAUACACGAAGCCAAAGAGAGGCUAGAGAUCGACCUGUUGCAGCGACAGACAGAGAUUAUCCAUGAGAAGUCCGACAUCAUUGAUGCGAUGAUACGGACUGAUGAUCAGAAAUAUAAACAAGAGAGGGUGGUGUCCGCACUCACAGCAGACGUCAAUGAAACUAGGGCGGCAGCUGAUCAGAUGAUGCGUGACAUUGGCAAUGAGGAGCAUCAAAGGCUCACUGCAGAUCUUGUGAAUACUGUUGAGACUGAGAAUAUGGUGCUGAAGGAACGCGUUGUCCAACAAGAGGAGAAGAUCCAGGCAUUGGAGCAGUGUGUGCAGCGGGUCGCAGCCGAGAAGGAGGUCAUGGAGAAAACUCUUCAGGCAUCCACACAAUCUGCUUCAAGUUCUCUCGGUGUGUCCCAUCCAUUCGUUGCUAACACCAGCACUCCAAAGCCAGCCAAAGUAGCAUCCGAUACCAGUGGUGCCACUCCAUCCAUUCACAUGCCGCCCUCUAUGAAUGAUUAUGACAAUGAUUCAAUAUUCUCUGGUCAUUCUGAACUCUCGAUGCAAAACCGCCAGCUCGACACUCACGUGAAGACGCUAGAGGGGCAGAUUGGUAAUUACGAACGUGAGAUUGAGACGUUUGAAAUGAUGAAAUCUGAUUGGCAGUUGGAGAAGGAGGCACUAGAAGAUGUCCUGUUGCAGCUGCGGAAGAAAUUAAGGCAGAAGGAAGAUUCUUUGAAUGUUGUUCAGGCCACAAAGGGCUUAGUGGAGUUGGAACGUUCCCAGAGGAAAGGAAAACGGCACCCACCUAAAAUAAAGGAGGAACAGGGCUUGUUUGACGAUGACAUGGAGCGAGACUUGGACACACUGGCCGAAGACCUGGAGGAGGACAAUUUCAGUGACCAGGGCACAGGCAACAUUGCAUCUGAUAUUGACAAUCUUUACCACGAGGUCCAGUUACUAACCGAUUCUAACGCUAUGCUUGAAAAUGAGAGAGAUCUGCUCAGAGUUGAAAAGGAGAAGCUGUUGUCUGAGAUGAAGGAACUAAGGAUGUCGAAUGCUGAGUUGAAGACGCAGAGUUCAACGGUACCAGAAUUAGCGACUAAAUUAUUAGAGGUGACCAAGCAUGAAGUCUCGGCCCUUACUGACCAGCUACUCGAGAAGGACCAAGAACUGCUCAACAUAAGUCUCGAGCGCGAUGGCAUGCUGUCAAGUCUCGACGAACUCGACCGCCAACAUGAACAAGUGACGGAACAACUUCUAAAGACCCGCGACGACCUGAUGAAGAAUAAUGACAAUCUGUCCCACCAGCUGGCACUGCUUGAAGACCAGGUCGAGGACUACGAGAAAAAGUUGCACGAACUGAAAGUGGAACGUGACACGGUUUUGAGAAAUCAUAACGAAAUGUUGCAGGAGCGGAACCAGUUGAAACGAGCCAAUGAAGACUUAGGAGAUGACUUAGAACUUAUCAUGAAAAAGCACAAUGAAAUUAUGUCCGAGAAAAACGAAUUGGUUUCACGGUUAGAAGGUGAAGUAUCUGAUCUGGUUGCAGAAAGUGAUCGAACGGUGUUGGAAAAUCGUCAGCUGAAGGCGGAGUUACAUAAGAGCAGUGAGGAGAACGAGGUCGUGCGGAGUUUGAAUGAACAGGUCCGACAGCAGACGGAGAAUAGUAAACAGUUUGAAGACGAGGCAAGGCGACUUCGCGAUGAGAAGGAAUCACUGAGUAAUGAGAUAAUGCACCUGCGUGAUGCGGCCAAGGAAAGCGACCAGGCGCAUGACGAUCUACAGAUGAAGAAAAAUGAUUUGGAAAUCACGAUGUCUGUUUUGGAAGAAGAGCUUGCUGAUUUGAGGACGAAAUGUGAAGCGUUAGAGAUGCAGAACCAUGAAUUCAUGCAGAUUCAUAGCGACAUGACCACUCGAGAAAACAUACAAAAGACGGGUGCCGAGUCCCUGAACAGUACUGCUAUUGACUUCGAUAAACAACUACAGGACCUGCGAUUAGAACUCAACAGCAGUUAUUUCAAUAACAGCGAACAUUUAGCCCGUAUUGAAGAUUUAGAAAGGAGCGUUGGAAGUCUUGAGGACCAGUUGUCUAAUGUUAGCCAGGAUCGUGAUCGGUUUAGGUCAACUUUGGAAGACGUGGAAGCAAAAUACCACAAAGACUUGCGCAACAUUCAGGAGAAGAGCCAGCAUAGUAUAGAUGACUUGAUGACGACGGUGGACGCUUUGAGGAAUGAGAAGGUUUCAUUGGAGAAGGAGUUGAGCCAGUCGGAACAGAAGGUACAAGAGAUGACCAAACGUUACGAAAGUUACAUCCACGAGAUGACAGAGUCCCGGCAGAUGGACACGAGCUCUCUUCAAGUGGAGGUGGAAAGAUUGAUGAAAAUCAGUCACGAGAAAGAGGCGAAGAUUUUCAACUUGGAGAUGAAGUGUGAGCAGUUGGAUGGUGAUUUGGAGGAGACCAAAGACAUGUUGCAGUCGUCAAUUGACGGGCAGACGCCUCUGAAGGGCCUCAUCGCAGAGAGGGAGCAUGAGUUAGCAUCCCUCAAACAAGAGAAUUCUAGUCUUAUCUCCGACAAUGAAGAAAAGUCAAUCAUGUUAGAUGAUCUGAGAGGACAGUUGCAAUGUCUCAGGGAGGUUGAUAAUCUGCUGAAAUCAACACGGGACGAAAACAAGAAACUCAGGGCAGAUUUACUGGAUCUCAGAGGGCAGCAGGACUCAGAUAAAUUGGAUGCCAAGACUUUGGAUGUCAUCACAGAUCUUGAGACGGAGAUUUCUACGUUGAAUCUGAAAAUUGAUCAGAAAGAUGAAGAAAUCGGCCGUCUGCAUCGUCUGCUCACAGAGCAUAAGAAUGAGAUGACAGAAACUGUUGAUACGCAGCGUAAAACUGUCUCAGAAUCGGCCAGUAAGAUUCGCCAGUUACAAACUACUGUCUCAAACUUAGAAAACGACUUGUCAAACAGAGAAGCUGACAUUGAUUCCUUAAAUAAACAAUUGAGUGAAAAGACGCAGCUUCUCGAGCUCGAGAAACAGAAAUGUGCCAACCUUCAGGUGAAUUCUGGGACAAAUGGGGUCGGGGAUAUGAUAAUGAGGGAAAAUGUGUUGUUACUCGGUGCUGACAGCCCAGAUGCUGUCGAUGGGUAUGAUGGGUUUAUACCGAAUGGUGAUAUCAGGUCAGACCAUGAGAAAGAUUUGGAAGAGGAAAGGAAAGAAAUGCGGCUUGUUUUGAAAGAUAAAGAUUCUGUGAUCGAAGAACUUCAGAUAAACAAUGCAUCAUUGCUACGUCUGCUGGAAGACAAGGCCAUGUCACAUGGCAAUAAUGCAUUGUUGGAAAUCCACAAACUCCAGGAACAGGUCAAAGGUCAAAAUGGGGAGAAGGAACAAAUGAUGUCAGUUUUGAGUGAGAAGUCACGAGAGUGUAGUAGUUUGAAAAGUGAGGUGCAUCGCCUGAUGAAUGUUAUAUCGGCUGAGAAGGCAGCUUUGGAGAAACUUCAGCAAGAUUGCAACAAGUUGAAAAUCGCCCGGGAUGAUCCGAAUGAAGACAUGACCAAAACAGCGAUCAAGACUUUGUCGCAGUUAGUGCGGGAUCGCGAGAUGGAGAUCGAAGCCUUAAAACAGAAGAAUGGUACUCUGCUUCAGGUCCUGCAAGCGGGGGGCUCCGGGGCCGGGGGGUCAGAGGUGCAUGACCUUAUCCAGGAGAAAGAGAACUUGACAAAACAGUUGGCAAUUUAUCAGAAUGACCGGGAACAGAUUAUAAACGCCUUGAACCAGAAACAUCAGGAGAGUUUACAAUAUCAUGGCGAACUUCAACGAUUGACAGAUUUUGUCAACAAGGAGAUGGAAAAACGUGAGAAAAUUUCACAAGAUUUUGAAAACUUGAAACAGCAGUACGAAGACAAGCAACAAUCGCUCUUGAAAACUCAGAAUGAACUUGUGAAUUAUAAACAGAAGUAUGCCGAAUUGGAUGAGAGUUAUCGUGAUGUCGUUGGUAAGGAGGGUGUGAACAUGAUUGAGACCAAAUAUUACGAUGAGAAAUGUGCAGACGUGCUCGACCUGAGUGAAAAAAUGAAGCAGCAAGAUUCUGUGAUAAGUCAAAAGGAGAGACAGAUUAGUGAGUUGAUUCAGAAGAUUGAAAGUUUAGAGGACUUGGUAAAGGCAAAAGAAAGUGACUUAAAUAACCUCAAAAUGCAGUUAGAAAAGUUAAAUUUUGAACUGAAUGAAUUACAAAUUAAACUGAAUGAUUCUAAGUUAGAAAUUUCAACAAGUCAAAAACGGACUUCCGAUCAAGACUCAGAGAACUCUUUACUCCGCGAAUCUACGAAUAAAUUGACUAUGAUUUUGCAAGAGAAAGAUUUUGAGAUAAACGCGCUGAAGGAAAAGGCACAGACGUUGACGAGGUUGAUGCAGGAGAGGGGGACCGGCGGCAAUAAGGAGGAGAUGGAAAGGGUGCUGAGGGAGAGUGAAGCGACACAACACCAGGCGCAGUUGUUCCGGCAGGAGAGGGAUCAGAUGGUGCUGGCGAUGAAGCAGCAGCAAGAUGAGAAUGUCGGCCUUCAGUCGCAGUAUCAGGCGUUGUCUGACCGGGAGCAGAAGCUAACCCGAGAGUUGGAUCGAUUGCGGGAGCAUCUUAUACAGAUUGAAGAAGGCUACACCCUAGAGGCGUUGGAGGCAGAAUCCAGAGAAAAAGAGCUCCGGAAUAGACUCGCCCUUGCAGAGGACAAGGCCGCAUCAUCGUCAAGUGCUGUUGAAAGCGUCAACCAGCAGGCGCACGUCCAGUUCGAGACACUGCAACAGCAGCUCCGAGGCGCCCUGGAGCAGAGGGAUCAAGCGUUGUACCAGAUUGGCGAGUACCAGAAGCAGACCAACCAGUAUGCCAUGUCGCUGCAGAAUCUGCAGAUGGUCUUGGAACAGUUUCAAUAUGAAAAAGAGGCGCAACUUCAAUCCGAAGCUGAGAAGUAUAAACGUGAAGUCAGUGAACAUCAGCAGAAGUAUGCUAACUUGGAGAGACUAGCUGCCGAUCUCGAGAGCAAGUUGUCCGAGGCGAAUGAAGGCCUUGAAGCGGCGUCCCGUCUGAGUGAACAGUUAGACCGGAAGGAGGAGAUUAUCCUUGCCUUAAAGGAAGAGGUCCAUUUGAGAGAAGAAACGGCAAAGAAAGCUGAAAAAGAAAUUGAAUUGCUCACAUCUAGCUCACAAGAAAAGGUUGACAAGUUGAUAGUGAAGAAUCUGUUUCUUGGUUAUUUCUCGGCGCCCAAAAAUAAGCAGACAGAGGUGAUCAAACUGAUUGGAGGGGUGCUCAACUUCAACAAAGAAGAGAUGGCCAAGGCCGGUAUUGAUGGCUCAGGAGGCUGGUUGACAGGCUGGCUACGACGGACCCCCCAACAUUCCACCCCUACGCAUCAAACACCAGACAAGUCCUUCUCUCAGUUAUUUGUCAAAUUCCUCGAGAACGAGUCUACACCAAAACAAAAGAUGACGCUACCAGCCGAAGAAAUGGCCAUGGAACAACAAGGCAAGCAUCCACAUCACCAACGUCCAGCUUUCAAUCCAUUCUCCGCCCAACGCCACGCGACCAUGCCAUUACAACUCGGAGAUAUGCCAAAUAAGGAGUCUCACAUCCUGAUGAAUCCAUCUUCGCCGGUUCUCCCGAUGUUUCCGCCGUUAGUUACUUCGGAGACGCCACCUAUAUCAGCAUCUGGUCAUAGUAGUGCCACGAACUCUGGGCGGUCUACACCGUCGGGGAAUAUUCUACGGGAUGUAUUGAAUAGAUAAUAACAAGUGUACCUAGUCUUAAAUCGUUGAAUAAUAGUCCUGGGAAGCAUCCUACUUUUAGAAAAUACAGUACCUUAUCUGAUUGUGGUGCAGGAAUUAGUCAUGUGUUCUGCAAAUAUUGCUAUGCAGAUAAAUAAAUGAAUAAAUUCUCGUACAAAUCUGCUUCUAUCUGAAGAAAACCUUCAGCGCACUAUUUUGCACUUGCUUGUGUUAAAUAUCACACAUUGAUGACCGUGAACAUCUUGCAGAUUUCAUUGCAUGGAACACAUCGCUAUUGUACUUCACUUUCUCGUGCCAUAUGUUGUAAUCCCAAAACGUUCCUCUGCCUUUCGAUAUGAAUCGCCCAUUUUGCAAGUAGACUCAACCCCUUUGAAAUGAUUUGGCUGUGACUUCAUAUUAAAAUCAUAUUCAUGCAGUCCUCUGCAGAGGGUCAAAUUCACAGGAAAAUAUGGUUUCUCUAACUAAAUUUAAUUCUCUUUGUAAUAUUGGAGUUUGUGGUAUUUUUCAAAAUUUCUCCUGAUAUUAAUGGUGCAUGUUCAGUGCAUAUCUGUUUCUUUGUUUAUUGAUUUGUGUUGCAUGUAGAUCUAUUAGCACAAGCCUGGUAUUGUACUACCUGAAGAUUUGAAGAUUACGAUUCCAAAUCACUCUAAAUCAACUUUUGAUGAUUUAAAAAAAUUGAGAUUUAUGGGUUAUUUUGUGUAGUUCAUCUUCUAUGAUAAUCUAAACUUUAAUAUAAGUGAUAUAAGUAUUGUUAGAAAAUAUAUUGAAUCACCCUUAAAACUUAUUAUAAAAAUGGAAAAAUUCAGGAAUGCCUGGAUGCAAACAAUACAUAUAGUAUAGUGUAUUUGUACAUUUCAACAUGUACUGGAAGUGAUAACAAUGUCGAUUGGGCAUACAAAUUGUCUUUGGGACCAACUUGGAACUUUUCUGGCCACACAGGUUGAGAGGGAAAUGAAUUUUAGAUUAUCUAAAUGGCAUUUUUGAAUGGUGUUUCGAAUCUUGAUGAGCGUUGUGGUUCUCUUCCAAUGGUAGGUUGGGCUGGUUGAAAUGUCACAGCCCAGCAGACUAUAGGAAGACAACCAAAACACUCAUCAAUAGUAUUGUAUAAACAUGUAGAUAUGUAUCUUCGGUAACUCGUUGUAAGUUAUAAACUCAAUGCAUCUAAUUGAUGAAUAAAGGUAUGUACAAUAAAUAAUACUAUUUUAAAA
Molecule: messenger RNA, 8499 nt
Organism: Lineus longissimus
Lineage: Eukaryota; Metazoa; Nemertea; Pilidiophora; Heteronemertea; Lineidae
Product: thyroid receptor-interacting protein 11-like
Exons: 25
Coding region: 140-7291 (2383 amino acids)
Biological process (GO): Golgi organization; endoplasmic reticulum to Golgi vesicle-mediated transport
Cellular component (GO): Golgi apparatus
Molecular function (GO): small GTPase binding
Source: RefSeq, a predicted model, not a curated record